GUUUGCUAACAAACGCUCAUGAGCCUGUGUUGUGUUCCCGCACAGCACUCACUGGAAUACGUUUCGCAAAAGAUUAUCAAAAUUUUUGUGUGAAUUCUAUCUCGAUGCUACAGUAAAUUGAGCUUUCCCCUUUACAACGCAAAAUUCUCAGUGAAACAUCAACACAAGCAACAAGGCGCCGUGACACCUAAAUUUUUUGUUUGGCAAUCAAGUGCUCCUCCAGCAUAUACAAGAAUCAUCAUGUUGUUAAAAGUACCAUCUGUGGACUGGUCGGAGCAAAUCAUUUAUGUGAUAGACGACGACGAGUCCCUAUCGGACUUUGACGAUGAACCAGAUUUUUCCGAGUAUAUGUGGAUGGAGAACGAGGAGGAGUUCGACAAGAACGAACUUCAAAGGCUAGAGGAGGAGGAAAUUAUGCAGGAAUGUAUCGAGGCCAUGAUGGAGGACGAGCUGGAAGAGCAGCUCAACGAGUGGGAGAAGGCAAAAACGGAGGAGCAGAAUACGGCACUUUCCGCUCUGCCUAAAAGUCAGUGCGAUGUGGAAAAGUCAGUUUUAAAUCCCAUGGCCGAUGAAUUUGUACCGCGUAGUCACAUAUUGGACUUGCCCGCCGCCUCGUAAGCCCAGCCAGCCAGCCCGACCACCACCAGACUCGCAACAAAUCCCACACGCCCCAUAACACGUGGACCUCACUCGGCAGGCGCUGCAGCAAGCGCACCAGUCGAUUCGCAAAAAUCCUAAGAAAAAUCUGUAAAUCCUUUGCAAGAAAAAACUCGACCUACCAUUAGUCCAUGCCAUGAUUCUGGUGCGGACUUGGCCAUAAAGAAACAGAUACGCAUAGCCGUAAACAAAUAAGAUGGUUCUGACCAAAAGCUGGCGACCGAAAUGCAAACGAAUAACAUUUCUGAAAUCAAUUAUAAAACUACACAAAAGAAGCCACUGAAAAAAAAAUACAAAACGUUGAAAGAAACAAAAACGAGAAAAAAAACCAAC
Messenger RNA from Drosophila guanche, 990 nucleotides. It is a transcript of the gene Paip2, whose product is annotated as polyadenylate-binding protein-interacting protein 2. Gene Ontology annotation, biological process: negative regulation of translational initiation. The record is from RefSeq and is a predicted model, not a curated record. The transcript is spliced from 4 exons. Gene Ontology annotation, molecular function: mRNA regulatory element binding translation repressor activity. NCBI's taxonomy places the organism in Eukaryota, Metazoa, Arthropoda, Insecta, Diptera, Drosophilidae. The coding region runs from base 241 to 618 and encodes 125 amino acids. Gene Ontology annotation, cellular component: cytoplasm.